GCAAGGUUUCACUGUUACAAGCUGCUGCAUUGUGUCCCGGGUGGAGUGUCGCUGUGUACGAAAGAUAUCGCGUAUCGUGGGGAUCGCUACGUGGAUCUCAUACGAUUCCCUGACAAAUGUUCUUUCUAUUCCGCCAACUGCCGUCAAUUGGGACACUUUUGGGUAUUAGAAGAAGAUAAAUGUCACGGAUGGAUGCCUUAUAAUGAACAAUGGUACCUCGAUCGUUAUACCAAAGAACCAACAGAGCCUACAGAAGCUAAAGAACAUACACCACGCAGCGACGAAGAUACUGAACCCGUGACAACAGUAUCAGAUACUACGGUUACUACAGCCAGCAGCAAAGAUACUGAACCCGUGACACCAGUAACAGCUACUACGGUUACUACAGCCACCAGCAAAGAUACUGAACCCGUGACACCAGUAACAGCUACUACGGUUACUACAGCCAGCAGCAAAGAUACUGAACCCGUUACAACAGUAUCAGCUACUACGGUUACUACAGCCAGCAGCAAAGAUACUGAACCCGUGACAACAGUAUCACCUACUACGGUUACUACAGCCAGCAGCAAAGAUACUGAACCCGUUACAACAGUAUCAGCUACUACGGUUACUACAGCCAGCAGCAAAGAUACUGAACCCGUGACAACAGUAUCACAACCUGAGGGUCUGCGAACACGAAGCGACAAAGAUGCAAUAGAACGUGCAAGGUUUCUGCGUCAUAUCCUUAAAAAUAUGAAUUUUGGCCUGCUUAAUUCGAAUUGAGCACCUUAUUUGUGAGAACUCGCUUUAACAUUUACUUGGGUGAUUGAUUAUAGAAAGCUUAGGUAAAAAAUAUA
Messenger RNA from Helicoverpa armigera (cotton bollworm), 836 nucleotides. RefSeq names its product location of vulva defective 1-like. The record is from RefSeq and is a predicted model, not a curated record. The transcript is spliced from 2 exons. Lineage: Eukaryota; Metazoa; Arthropoda; Insecta; Lepidoptera; Noctuidae. Bases 193 to 762 code for a protein of 189 amino acids.